Solea senegalensis (Senegalese sole) is the source of this 2210-nucleotide messenger RNA. RefSeq names its product teleost multiple tissue opsin b (gene tmtopsb). Gene Ontology annotation, molecular function: G protein-coupled receptor activity. NCBI's taxonomy places the organism in Eukaryota, Metazoa, Chordata, Actinopteri, Pleuronectiformes, Soleidae. The transcript has 4 exons. Gene Ontology annotation, biological process: G protein-coupled receptor signaling pathway; visual perception. Gene Ontology annotation, cellular component: photoreceptor outer segment; membrane. Bases 237 to 1484 code for a protein of 415 amino acids. The record is from RefSeq and is a predicted model, not a curated record.
CCCUCUCCCAACUAUCUAUCUCUUGGUUGCGUCUACAAAGUCCUUCUGUCCUGCUCAGUCAAAGUUGGCACUGUCACACAGAGAGACGCACACACGGAGCUGCACAGGAGUUCCCCCCACACCACCGUGCGCUCUCGUUUCUCCACGAGAGCGCGUAAAAGAGGGAAAAACCUCUGGAUGGUUCCGUCCCGCGGUGAAAGGUUCGGGCUGGUCCAAACCUCGCGGCACAGCCCGGAAUGAUCGUUUCCAACGCGAGCCUUAUUAGCUGUGAAGAAUGUCCCGGGGACGGAGCGGUGGUGGCGGCGGCGACGGACGCGUACGACAAGGUGUCCGGUCACGGUGGCACUUUCCCUCCUCCAUCGUCCUUGAGCCCGACGGGGCACCUGGUCGUCGCGGUGUGCCUCGGCUUCAUCGGCACCGUCGGGUGCCUCAGUAACUUCUUGGUUCUCGCGCUGUUCUGCCGGUACCGGGCGCUGCGCACGCCCAUAAACCUGCUGCUGGUCAGUAUCUCCGCGAGUGACCUGCUGGUCAGCGUGCUCGGAACCCCGUUCAGCUUCGCAGCCAGUACGCAGGGUCGGUGGCUGAUUGGACGCGCAGGGUGUGUUUGGUACGGAUUUGUUAACGCAUUUCUGGGCAUCGUCUCACUGAUAUCCCUGGCUGUUCUCUCCUACGAGCGUUACAGCACUAUGAUGUCCCCUGUCAUGGCCGACGGCAGGGACUACCGCCCCGUGCUGAGAGGCAUCUGCUUCUCCUGGCUUUACUCUGUGGCCUGGACUAUGCCCCCUCUGCUGGGCUGGAGCAAAUACGGACCCGAGGGCCCCGGCACCACCUGCUCGGUCGACUGGAGGACCCAGACCCCCAACAACAUCUCCUACAUCAUCUGCCUGUUCGUCUUCUGCCUGGUCCUGCCAUUCUGCGUCAUCCUCUACUCCUAUGGCAAAUUGCUGCUUGCCAUCAGACAGGUGCGGAGUUCUAUGGUGGCACGUCACCGGGAGCAACGGGUGCUGGUGAUGGUCGUCACCAUGGUGGUGUGCUACCUGCUCUGCUGGCUGCCUUACGGCAUCGCCGCGCUGCUCUCCACCUUCGGCUCCCAUCACCUCUUGACCCCCGAGGCGAGCAUCACGCCGUCGCUGCUGGCCAAGUUCUCCACCGUCAUCAACCCGUUUAUUUACAUAUUCAUGAACAAACAGUUCUACAGGUGUUUCCGAGCGUUCCUCAGCUGCUCCGUCCCUGAACGAGGCUCCAGUGUUAAAACGUUCUCCCGGGCGACCAGGACGCUCCGCACUGUCCGCCGGGAAAAGGGAAACCACGCGUCGGCCCAGGCUCAGUCCUCUGCCCUGUCUCUGCCAAACUCUGCCCAAAGCGCAGAUCGCACGGCUCCAGCGUACCGAGACUGCGCCACCGCUGCUGCCGCCACCUCCCACUCCCCCGCCGCUCACUGCUCCAGACCUAAACUGAUCCUGGUGGCUCACUACAGGGAAUAAGAGCAGGAGAGUCGACAACAACGGGAGCUGAACGUUUAGAGGAGGAGACAACGAGCCAAGACAGUGAGAGUCUUGGAAUACAAGACGUGGGGGGUUUUUGUCCCGGGAACAUGGCCGGCAAAGAGGGACGCACAGAAGACGCUGGUUUAAUGCUUUUUAAGUGACGUCCUGGAGACACAGCUGAGGGAGAACAUGAAGAUGAAACAUGCUAAACACAUGCUGUACUGUUCACAUUACAGGCUUCUGCCAUUAGAAUGUGCUUGUAUUAUUCAGACUGAAGAACAGCAGGGUUGAAAGCUACAUUCUCAAUUAGAUAGUCUCGCGUAACUCAUCUGACAUCAGGGUCCUCAGAUUUGUUUAUUACUUUAACAUCUAUAGCCCUAUUUGGACGGGAUUAGCUAUACAUGGAAAGGUGGGUAAAGUAAUUAUCGCCACAGCUUCUCUGUGAUUUUAGUUCUGUCCGAAUGUGUCAUGUCAGGACUCAUCACCGGACGCUGUCAGCAAAGAUUACAGCGACUUUAACCUCGCGUAAAAAGGUCCAGAACAAUGACCCCAGAUAAUCCUAAUCUCAUGCAUACUAUGGCGUAUUAGAGCCAAAUUGAAGACAUUUUUUACUUUCUUUGAGAGUGAAGUCGUAAUAUUACGAAAAUAAAGCCGUAAUCUUUCUAAAAUAACUUAAUAUUAUGAGAAUAAAGUCAUGAUCUUUCUAGAAUAAAGUCGUAAUCU